Closterium sp. Yama58-4 is the source of this 588-nucleotide messenger RNA. NCBI's taxonomy places the organism in Eukaryota, Viridiplantae, Streptophyta, Zygnematophyceae, Desmidiales, Closteriaceae. The record is from the annotation of a GenBank genome assembly.
AUGACAAUGGCUGCACUCUCGUACUUCCGUCCUUCUCUCACACCAUGCACUACUCUGCCACUCUCUAUUCCUCUGUCUCUCCCUGCUUGUGCCUCCCUUUCGCCAGGAGCUGAUCUCUUGGUCAAGGCUAGUUCAGGCACAGGGAGGACCAUGGCCUAUAUGAUCCCCUGUCUAGACCAGCUCGUUUCAAGCCUCUCCGACUCUCCCACUCGCCUGCUUGCUGGUGCCGGUACCCCUGUAGAGGUGUCGCUGAUGGUGGUUGGGGGGAUGAGUAUGGAUGGGGAGGGGAGGCGGUUGCAGCAGGCGCCGUGUCAAGUGCUGGUGGCGACCCCUGCUCGGUUGUUGGAGCACUUGCAGGAGACUCAUGGCAUGCGGAACAGAAUGCAGCAGCUGAAGCUGUUUGUAUUGGAAGACCUAGAUCGCAUGGUGGAGAUGGGGUUCACUCGCACCAUUCACGCCAUCCUCUCGCUCCUCCCACCCACCCGCCAAACUCUACUCUUCUCAAACGCCCUCUCCAGUGAGGUGCAGGAUCUUUCACAGCUCAUCCUCAAGGCUGAUUAUGUGUCGGUUGAUUUGGAGAGUGCCUGA